Ogataea angusta is the source of this 1278-nucleotide messenger RNA. RefSeq lists its product as uncharacterized. Gene Ontology annotation, molecular function: cysteine-type deubiquitinase activity; zinc ion binding. The transcript has a single exon. The record is from RefSeq and is a predicted model, not a curated record. NCBI's taxonomy places the organism in Eukaryota, Fungi, Ascomycota, Pichiomycetes, Pichiales, Pichiaceae. Bases 1 to 1278 code for a protein of 425 amino acids. Gene Ontology annotation, biological process: protein deubiquitination.
AUGUCUAAGCGAAAAAGACAAGAUAGUUCUGGUGAAUAUCCAGAGCAAAAGAAAAUCUCGACUCGAGACGAAUCGCUGUAUUUGGACACCGUCAACAGAAAAAUACUUGAUUUCGACUACGAGAAGGUCUGUUGCGUCUCGCUGUCCAGCACAAAUAUCUAUGGCUGUCUGGUUUGCAACAAAUACUUCAGAGGCCGGUCAAUGGACUCGGAGUGCUUUCUGCACUCAAUAAACGACGACCACCACGUUUUUGUCAAUUUCGAUACACUCACGUUCCAUAUCCUGCCGGAGAACUACAAAUUGGACGAGCAGGCAGCUUCUUCUUUGGACGACAUUCGACGCCAAAUUAACCCGACAUAUAAGGACCUCAAAGACGUCUAUCACGACAAAUCGCUCAAAAGGGAUCUUGCUGGCCGAGAGUACCGUCCUGGGUUUGUUGGAUUUAGCAAUUUCGGGGCUAACGACUACUCGAACGUGAUUUUGCAAGCCCUGGCACACGUUCCUCCCUUGAGAGAUUAUCUGCUGCUGUAUCCAGAAAAACUUCACAAAACCAAGCUGGUGGGCAAGCUUUCCCUAUUGAUGAGGAAGAUGUACUCUCCAAACCUGUUCAAGUCCCACCUUUCCGCUCACGAACUAAUGCAAUACGUAUCCUCGUUGACCAAUAAGAGAUUUUCUCUGCACCACGAGAGCGAGCCCAAGGACUUUCUCAUGUGGCUGUUCAACAACAUGCACAAAGAACUGGUUUCAGAGCUUCAAAAUAAUCUAGUAUCGUCGAUAUUACAGGGAAAAGUGGAGCUUCCAUCUGAAAAGUCCAAGUUUUGGAUGCUCACAUUGACAUUGCCGCCAGUGACUCUGUUCAAAGAUGGCGCCAAGCUGGAGAUCCCGCAGGUGGCGAUUGAAGACCUGUUCGCGGCGAAAAGGUACAAAAUAGCCAGAGCACCGCAGUUUCUGACUCUCUAUAUCAAGAGAAAAGACGAUACACAGAAAAUCGCAGGCGUAAACGGAUCCAACAUCAAUCCAACGGUGGUGAAAUUUAAUCCGUCGCAACUAAAAGUCGACACCCAUACCUACAAACUCAUAGCGAACGUGGUGUAUAGCAGCGGCCAAAGCGAAAAUUACAGCCUGGAGAGCGAGAACCAGGCUCACUACAAAAUACAGGUUCUCGAUGAGGUGCGCAACGAAUGGCUCGAGAUCGAUGACCUCAAGGUCAGACUCAUUGAAAAAGACCUCCUGUUUCUCAACCAGACGUAUUUGCAAAUUUGGCAAAAGAUAGCAUAG